UUAAUUUUCAUUUGAGUCGUUUCGUAUCAGGCGUACUUUCCAUGAAAUUGGUUUAAACUGAGAACGAGGUAAUGCAAGGAAAGUCAGUCUUUUCGGAAUUUUCACUAUAUGGGGAUUUGACAUUUUGGGUUUUAUUUUUUAUAGACUUGAAAUUCAGAAACGCUCGAUAGAGAGGGUGAAUGCUCCUGUUAUGGAAAAAAAGAUUUACUUACUUACAAAAAAACAUUCCUUCGAGCCGGAUUUGAACCAGCGACCUAGGGAUGGCAAUCAUUUCCUCUACAGUCCCCCGCUCUGCCAACUGAGCUAUCGAAGGUUACAUGCGAUGCGUGGCAAAUUUAGAUAGGUGUAUGAAAGACAUCCUUGUAGUUUUGGAUACGUCUUUCUCCAUCGGCAAGACUAAUUUCAUGAAGAAAGUAAAACCAUUUUUGAAGCAUUUGACUAAUCUUCCCGACUUGAAUGUUUCUCCAUCGGGCACUCACAUUGCCAUCAUGACGUUUAGCUCAAUUAAGCAAACAAAGUUAAGGCUGCAUUUCAAAGAGAGUAAACAAAAGAGUCAGUUUUUCCGUAAAAUACAAGCUAUGCGUUGGAAUAAUGUUAAAGGUGGUCACACGAGAACAGAAUUAGCUUUUCAAAAGGCUGGCGAGAUAUUUAAAAAAAAUAACCCACUGAAUCAUCGCAGGCAAUAUGGCGACGUAAUUAUCCUGCUUACUGAUGGAGAACCUCACGGUGUUCAUAUGGCUAAAGAAAAGGCAAUAGCUGAAGCUCAAAUAUUGAAAGAACGAGGAAUUAGAAUAAUAGGACUUGGUGUCGGCAAAGUUAAUAUGAAGACUCUAGAAGCAAUAUCUAGCCCGGGAGAAGCAAUGAUUGCCACUUUUGAAAACAUCAAUUCAAAAUUAAAUCAUCUCGUUCGUGGAUCAUGCUUGAUUAUACCAGGAAUAUCCUGUUCUUGCCCAAUGCUUGAUCUUGGCGACAUUUUUAUCGAUUCUAACAAUCGAGCACAUCGAGUGUUAUGGAGUUUGCCCAACCCCAGCUGCUCAAGAGAUGGUAUAGAAACUAUUCUAGUCAAAACAACGCCAAAUGCUCAGCCUGGAGAUUUAUUUACUCAUGGUAUACAUAAUAUUCAAUAUACAUUUAACGUCAGUGGCAUCAAACAACAGGUCAAAUGCAAUAUAAGUUUCACCAUUAAAGUACUGCACGAAAAAUCUCAAUUAUGUGAUGGUAAAGCUUACUCGACGUCAAAUGAAGUAUGUUGUUGUGGUAUUAUAUACCUGAAGAUGAAAAAUCAUGAGUGCUGUGGAUUAAACUUUUUUUCAAAUACAACUCAUAAAUGUUGUCCAGUAGCAACAGUGCAAAGAUUAAACCAAGCAUGUUUAGGACGUGGUUCUGUGUAGUGCACUGGUUACUAGGACCUUCAAACAUUGGGUAUUAUCCCUGGUUUGAAUGAAAAGAACUGCAAUAAAGUCGUGAUAAAAGCAUUGAGAA
Molecule: messenger RNA, 1482 nt
Organism: Xenia sp. Carnegie-2017
Lineage: Eukaryota; Metazoa; Cnidaria; Anthozoa; Malacalcyonacea; Xeniidae
Exons: 5
Coding region: 318-1391 (357 amino acids)
Source: RefSeq, a predicted model, not a curated record